AUGCAACGAGAAGGACAGUCAAAGGGACGGAAAGUGGAAAUCCUUUUCUACCGACAAUCCCUUAAGAUUAAGGCUAAAGAAGUCGCUAACGAUGCCCAACUCGUUUCGUCUGAAGCAGCUGGUGUUGAUUGGGAUUCAAUGAGCUCCACCUCCACAACUGUCUCUGCGUUUACAUCUGCAUUCACUGCCGACUCUAAAAGUGUAUCUUCCUCAACCCCGACCACCUCACGCAGGUGUGCUAACCAAAAGGACAGGUUGGCCGAGGUUGAUCCUAUGAAUCGGCGAAAAUUGGCAAAAUGUGGCAUCCUUAAAAUGCAUGGUCGAUUUAGCACUGCAUUCGGACCCUAG
Messenger RNA from Echinococcus granulosus, 348 nucleotides. RefSeq lists its product as hypothetical. The transcript has 3 exons. The record is from RefSeq and is a predicted model, not a curated record. Lineage: Eukaryota; Metazoa; Platyhelminthes; Cestoda; Cyclophyllidea; Taeniidae. Bases 1 to 348 code for a protein of 115 amino acids.